This is a messenger RNA of Polypterus senegalus (gray bichir), 1535 nucleotides long. RefSeq names its product creatine kinase M-type. The record is from RefSeq and is a predicted model, not a curated record. NCBI's taxonomy places the organism in Eukaryota, Metazoa, Chordata, Cladistia, Polypteriformes, Polypteridae. Bases 128 to 1270 code for a protein of 380 amino acids. Gene Ontology annotation, molecular function: creatine kinase activity. The transcript is spliced from 8 exons. Gene Ontology annotation, biological process: phosphocreatine biosynthetic process.
UAUAAAUAGGGACCUCGCACUGUAAAUCUUGGGCCACCCCUGUUUUGGCUUUGGUGAAAAGAACUGAUCCCAAGGACCAUUACCUCUCUCUUUUUCUUCCUGUCCAGAACUUAAAUAAAGUGCAGCCAUGCCUUUCGGAAACACCCACAACAACUACAAGUUGAACUUCUCCGCUGAGGAGGAGUUUCCUGACUUGACCAAGCAUAACAACCAUAUGGCCAAGGCUCUGACUCUGGAUAUCUACAAGAAACUGAGGGACAAGCAGACACCCAGCGGCUUCACUCUGGAUGAUGUCAUUCAGACAGGCGUGGACAACCCCGGCCAUCCUUUCAUCAUGACUGUUGGCUGCGUGGCUGGUGAUGAAGAGUCCUAUGACGUUUUCAAGGAUCUGUUUGACCCCGUCAUUCAGGACCGCCACAACGGCUACAAGCCCACCGACAAGCACAAGACUGACAUGAACCAUGAGAACCUGAAGGGAGGAGAACUUGACGGAAACUAUGUUCUCAGCAGCCGUGUACGCACUGGACGCAGCAUCAAGGGAUACACCCUGCCCCCUCACUGCAGCCGUGGAGAGCGCAGAGCCAUUGAGAAACUGUCCAUCGAAGCUCUGAACAGCCUGGAGGGAGAAUUCAAGGGCAAAUACUACCCUCUGAAGGAAAUGACCGAAGCAGAACAGGACCAGCUGAUUAAUGACCACUUCCUGUUUGAUAAGCCCGUGUCUCCUCUUCUGCUGGCUUCUGGCAUGGCUCGUGACUGGCCUGAUGCCAGAGGAAUCUGGCACAAUGACAACAAGACUUUCCUGGUCUGGGUAAAUGAGGAGGAUCAUCUUCGUGUCAUUUCCAUGCAGCUGGGAGGCAACAUGAAGGAGGUGUUUAGACGCUUCUGUGUUGGUCUGCAAAAGAUUGAGGAUAUCUUCAAGAAGCACAACAAAUCUUUUAUGUGGACUGAACAUCUUGGCUACGUCCUUACCUGCCCCUCCAACCUGGGCACUGGCCUGCGUGGUGGUGUACACGUCAAGCUGCCAAACCUGUGCAAACAUGCCAAGUUUGAGGAGGUGCUGACUAGACUGCGUCUGCAGAAACGUGGCACAGGUGGUGUUGACACCGAAGCAAAGGGAGGUGUAUAUGAUGUUUCCAACGCUGACCGUCUGGGCUUCUCCGAGGUGGAGCAGGUGCAGAUGGUGGUUGAUGGUGUCAAGCUGAUGAUUGAGAUGGAGAAGAAACUUGAGAAGAAAGAAGCCAUCGAUGACAUGAUGCCUGCUCAGAAGUAAAGUGACAGCAACAUGUUCUUUGUCUUCUGAAAAAUAAAAGCCACAUACACCUUCCAUCAAAAGACUUUUGCACUCCCCAAAGGCUGAGUUUCUCAGCUCAUCUCAGAACAUCCCUUGUGACUCAGUUCUGCGGGUAAUAUCUUGGGAUCACGCCUUCACACCUUGGGCUAUAUCUUCUAUUUGGGUAUUUUUCACCAGAAAUGAAAACGGUUUGGAUUUUCUGUUGAACUAAACAAUUUGAAUAAAAAAGGCCCCAUAAACAGUU